AAGCGCUGCUGCGGGUUGGCGAACUGACCAACAAGUGGUGCAUGUGUGCAUAUGUUCUCGUCUCAAAAGCACAAAAAGGCAUGCUUCUGCUAAGACUAUCUCUGGCACGACAUGUCAAGAAGUUUUUGAUAAGAUGACAAGUCGUUAUCCCUUCCAGUGACCACGCGUCGACUCCAUCAGGGAAUUAUUCUCUUCCUUUGCGAGCCAAUGGCAGUCAUAGCCUUUUUCCGGCACUGCAGUCUCAUGGCAUUCGCUCCAAAGUAUUGACUUAUGUAGAUGGUCGCUUUAAUUUCCCCAUGGCCAAUCGCGGUGAAGCUGAUGGAUUCUCAUUAUCGCUCGUCGUCGGAUGAGUUCGCGAGCUAUGAUAUGUAGUCUCUAGUUCCUAUUUCUUCCAAUCGGGCAGUGAUAAUUAUAGAUGUUGCCAAAGCUAAUUAACACCACUAGUCAGGUAUAAGCAUGGGUCAUAUUACGUGCAUGACCUCGUACCGCCUAUACACGGAUAAAUUGUGGUGGGAUGAAGGAAGACAAAUACUAUUUAUGCAUCGGCUCUGCAUGUCUUGGGUUCAUCAUAACGAAACUGAACUAUCUUAUUGUCCCAACUGAACAGCUUAUCGUCAAGAAUUGUCUGGUUGUUUUUUGGUGUAAUCUGCCCCUGCAUGGUUGCAUGCAACAUUGCUCAGACAAGAAUAAUCAAAAGCAACGCCGUGGCGCCAUGAGUAAGGGGCAUGAAAUGUAAAGUAGGCAGAACAACCCGGUAGUCUAGACCAUGUACAGGGAAUUGUUGUUGCACAACAGGGUUGACAUUAGAUCAGUCAAGAACCCC
This is a messenger RNA of Aspergillus welwitschiae, 823 nucleotides long. RefSeq lists its product as uncharacterized. The transcript has a single exon. The coding region runs from base 515 to 736 and encodes 73 amino acids. The record is from RefSeq and is a predicted model, not a curated record. Lineage: Eukaryota; Fungi; Ascomycota; Eurotiomycetes; Eurotiales; Aspergillaceae.